Dreissena polymorpha is the source of this 3162-nucleotide messenger RNA. RefSeq lists its product as uncharacterized. Bases 1 to 3162 code for a protein of 1053 amino acids. Lineage: Eukaryota; Metazoa; Mollusca; Bivalvia; Myida; Dreissenidae. The transcript is spliced from 11 exons. The record is from RefSeq and is a predicted model, not a curated record.
AUGUCCAGCUAUUUAGCAAGUUUUGACAGACUUUCUAAUUUGUGCUGUGGUAUUGGGUUGUGGGAGAAGCCGGAGUACCCGCAGGCGCCAUCUCCCCUGUCCGGUAUGAUGACCAUCAAACAAACUCACAUGUUUCCGGCAAAGGGGAUUAAACCCGGGUCGCCUACGAAAGCGAACAAAGACCAUCGGCCAAGAAUAUCCGACGGCAUUUCUGAAUCAACUGACCCUGUCGUUAAUUCCAAAGAUUUCCUGCACUACAAAAUCUGUGACGUCAGCUACCAUAUAAGUCACGUCAGCGACUAUGAGAUGUCAGACCUAAAAAAAACAAACACACCAGAGGAGUGUGCACGUAUCUGUAGAGACUACAGAUACGCUGGCGUGGAGUUCGGGAAGAAAUGCUUUUGUGGUAAUUCAAUCAGAGUCACAAAUGUAAAGCCGGAGUCGGAAUGCAAUUAUUCCUGUACAGGAGACAGCAGCAAGAUGUGUGGUGGUUUGUGGAGGAUAAACGUCUAUACCAAUUGGGAAGGUACUACCCAUCCAAGUAUUUACGAAGACGAUCUGACCACCGACAGCUUAAAAACAGCACACAUUAACAGUUCGACGACCAGGGAUUUUAACGCCAAGAUUCCUUCAACACACGACUCAACAGAUACUAGUGCUGAAUAUAUCGGAUUGGCAGUUGGAUUAAUGUGCGGAGUCGGAGCAGUAGUUGUCAUCAUUGUACUACAAAGAAGAGGUGCAUUGGUGUGCAAACAUGGGAGAAAUACUGACACAACUAACAAAACGAAUCCCGGAUCACUUGCGAUCACAAGCAGAUCGUAUGAAGAUACCGUUGAUAAUCUUGAUCAUCAUAACUAUUUCAUACUAGAACAACGCGCGCAAACAGUGGAGGACACUGUCGAUCAAAUCAACACAGCAGUUGAACCAAAUGAGGAUAACAGUGAGACUGAUCAUUAUAAUUCAAUAGAGGUUACUGAAGUACAAUAUGAGGGUAUAAACGAUGGCAACGGUAAUUAUGAUCACACAACUAUUACCUUAACUGAACCCGUUACUAGGAAACCGGACAAUAUCUACAACAAACUCAAUAUAGACCGGCCUGGUAACUAUGACCAACUAGGAAAACUCGAGCAUAACAUGUCGCAAGCAGGCAACGACUACGAUACAACUGAUUUGGCGAGAAGGAACGAUGUCGUCGGCGACUAUAGUCAUAUCACGCAGCCCGUUACAUAUACCGCCUCUUACGUCUGUGUCCCAUUGGAUGUAAACUCGGAAUGCUCUGCUACCGGCACCUCUAACGUCUACACCCCUCUGGAUGCCAACUCGGAAUGCUCUGCUACCGGUGCCUCUUACGUCUGCACCCCUCUGGAUGCCAACUCGGAAUGCUCUGCUACCGGCACCUCUUACGUCUGCACCCCUCUGGAGGCCAACUCAGAAUGCUAUGCUACCGGCACCUCUAACGUCUGCACCCCUCUGGAUGCCAACUCGGAAUGCUAUGCUACCGGCACAUCUAACGUCUGCACCUCUCUGGAUGCCAACUCGGAAUGCUCUGCUACCGGCAGCUCUAACGUCUGCACACCUCUGGAUGCCAACUCAGAAUGCUAUGCUACCGGCACCUCUAACGUCUGCACCCCUCUGGAUGCCAACUCGGAAUGCUAUGCUACCGGCACCUCUUACGUCUGCACCCCUCUGGAUGCCAACUCAGAAUGCUCUGCUACCGGCACCUCUAACGUCUGCACUCCCCUGGAUGCCAACUCAGAAUGCUCUGCUACCGGCACCUCUAACGUCUGCACCCCUCUGGAUGCCAACUCGGAAUGCUCUGCUACCGGCACCUCUUACGUCUGCACUCCUCUGGAUGCCAACUCGGAAUGCUCUGCUACCGGCACAUCUUACGUCUGCACCCCUCUGGAUGCUUACUGGGAAUGCUCUGCUACCGGCAACUCUAACGUCUGCACUUCUCUGGAUGCCAACUCGGAAUGCUCUGCUAUCGGCACCUCUUACGUCUGCACUCCUCUGGAUGCCAACUCAGAAUGCUCUGCUACCGGAACCUCUAACGUCUGCACCCCUCUGGAUGCCAACUCGGAAUGCUCUGCUACCGGCACCUCUAACGUCUGCACCCCUCUGGAUGCCAACUCAGAAUGCUCUGCUACCGGCACCUCUAACGUCUGCACCCCUCUGGAUGCCAACUCGGAAUGCUCUGCUACCGGCACCUCUAACGUCUGCACCCCUCUGGAUGCCAACUCGGAAUGCUCUGCUACAGGCACCUCUUACGUCUGCACCCCUCUGGAUGCCAACUCGGAAUGCUCUGCUACCGGCACCUCUAACGUCUGCACCCCUCUGGAUGCCAACUCGGAAUGCUCUGCUACCGGCACCUCUAACGUCUGCACCCCUCUGGAUGCUUACUGGGAAUGCUCUGCUACCGGCACUUCUUACGUCUGCACUCCUCUGGAUGCCAACUCAGAAUGCUCUGCUACCGGCACCUCUAACGUCUGCACCCCUCUGGAUGCCAACUCGGAAUGCUCUGCUACCGGCACAUCUUACGUCUGCACCCCUCUGGAUGCUUACUGGGAAUGCACCAAUGACAAGUGUCAGUGCGUGGCUUCAACCCAACUGAUGGGAAACGAAGGGAAAUGUGCAAAAAAGACCAGUUAUGCCACACCAGAAUCCACUGCUAGCACAGCCACUGUUAACACAGCCACUGCUGCAACAGCCCAGGCAGGGACAGCUAUUGAUGAAGAAUCCACUGUUAGCACACCCACUGCUAACACAGCCACUGCUACCACAACCCAGGCAGGGGCAGCUGCUGAUGAAGACUCUGAUGACGAGCCCGAGAAGGCCCUGACACAGGACCAGCCUGACAAUGAGGAAAUACCCCCCGGUGAUGACCAAUCUGAGGAGGGCCGUGCUACUGCUGUUGCUGAAGGUAAUGUUAAUGUGAAAAUAUGCAAUGAACAAUCAAUACAAAAUGAUCUUAAUAAUAUAUGUUUCAAUUAUACAUACUCUGAACGGGACGAUGAGCAGCGCCAGCCGCAGAAGAAGACUCGUUGCAAGGCCCUCCUGCUCGACAAUGGCACUCAGGAGCAACUCAUCGAGUGGGUCCGGGAGCACGAACUUUUCUGGAGGAAGGGGGCCACCGACUACAAGGCUACAAAGAAGAAGACGUAA